Molecule: messenger RNA, 1161 nt
Organism: Cataglyphis hispanica
Lineage: Eukaryota; Metazoa; Arthropoda; Insecta; Hymenoptera; Formicidae
Product: odorant receptor 82a-like
Biological process (GO): sensory perception of smell; detection of chemical stimulus involved in sensory perception of smell
Cellular component (GO): plasma membrane
Molecular function (GO): olfactory receptor activity; odorant binding
Source: RefSeq, a predicted model, not a curated record
AUGAAACGUGCCAACACCAUCAGUCGCUCGGUGGAGAUCGGUCUCCGUUUUAUCGGUUUAUGGCCGGAUUCGACUUACGCGACUUUCUAUUGGUUUAGCUACAUGAUGUCGAUAGCAAUAGUGCAAUAUUAUCAAUAUGCGUAUGUGCUUGAACAUCUUGACUUAAACGAUAUCUGGCUUCUUAUGGACUGUCUUAGCCUGACUUUGGCAUACACUCUCGCCUUUUUCAAACUUCUAGUUUUAUGGUGGAAUCGCCGGAUAUUUUAUCGUAUUGUGAAAGAUAUGGAUAAAGAUUGGAGAGAUUGCAUUGUCAAUGAUUCGUAUGUGUCUAUAAUGACGACCAUGGCAGAUCUGUCACGUCGUUUUUCCAACAUAGUGUUCACUAUCAAUGGCGUCGGUGCAUUUCUUCUUUCAAUUGGAGAGCAUUUGUUCCAAUCGAUGAACGAUGCCAAUCGAAUUGACAAUAGUUCUCGAGAACUCCCUUUAAAAAUGGAAUUUCCUUUUGAAGUCAGCGAAUCACCAAUUUUCGAGUGUUUUCUAAUUGGACAAUUUAUCUAUGAUUUGAGCAUAGCUUUUGUGGUUGCUUUGAUGAAUGCAUUGCUUGUCACAUUGAUACUUCAUGUAAGCGGUCAAAUGGAUAUUAUGCGACAAGAUUUAGCCAAAAUUUCCAAAAACAAAUACGAUCGUAGUACAUUUUUAAUUAUUAUCAGAGAACUCAUUUGUAAACAUCAAAGGAUCAUUGCUUUAUCGGAAAAUAUUGAAAAUCUUUAUACUCAAAUUGCGCUAAUGCAACUUUUAUGGAAUACAUUGGUUUGUUGCACUGGUUUCUCGAUUAUAAUUACCAUUAAUACCAACAAAGAUAUAUCGGCUUUGAUCAAAUCUAUAAGUUAUUAUAUUGCAAUAACUCUAGAAGCUUUCAUAUUUUGCUUUGCUGGAGAAUUUUUGAGUGCCAAGAGUAUAUCGCUUAGCGAUGCAGUAUAUGAAUCACUUUGGUACAAUAUACCUCCAAAUGACAGUCGUAUUUUAUUAUUCAUGAUGUUAAGAUGUCAAAAGCGAUUAACGAUCACUGCAGGAAAAUUCAUUGAUUUGACGUUAGAUGGAUUUGCAAGUAUUAUGAAAGCAUCGGCUUCUUACGUAUCAGUGUUAAAUGCAAUGUACUAA